AUGGUUUGGAUGCUAUUGCACGCUUGGACCGGGCUGCAACGAUUCUCAAAAGCAAUGGCUGUUCAGCGGUAUCGAUUAUGUGCGCACUGAUGGCCCUCUGCCUUAGAUGGUUGAUUGCUUUGGGCAUCGGCUUCGCGUUGGGAGCGCUCGUUGCAUGGACGCCAGAUCCUGUUUGUGCGGAGUUGGCUUUGCUGCGGCUGCGGCGGCCGUUCUCACGACAGUUGUGGGAUCGUGCUAGGGGCAUGGUGGAGUCAGCCCAGUUGCCCAUAUCACAUCUCACGCAGCUGGUCCAAUCCACAUGGUUCGUCCUGGGGGCGGGAAGUCCGUUCAUCGCCGCGCCGAUAGUCCUGGGGCAACUGGUCAAGUGCACAUCUUGGGCAAGAACGCUGCUGCGGGUGGCGUAUGGUGCUGCAAGAUUGUAUGCCGAUGAUGAUCUUCACAUGCUCUGCUUGAGUGCAGCCUUGCCGAGUGAGACCGGCAGUGAAGCGAAGUGUGCAAUCCACGGGCGUGCUCGUGAUAUCAAAAGACAUUUCUUCCAGCAGCCGCAAGCUGUGGUGACGCAUUCUGCCGAUUGUGAUUGCAAGCAGAAUCUCCAUUAUAACCUGGGGCUGGUGCAGCUGGGCCUGUACAGCUAUGAUGUGCUUCCUGGGCUGCUGCGGGAUCUCAUGCAGCAUGACUGCCGCUACUACGUCCUGUUUAAAGAGCCGAAGACCCGUGGACGUGGAGCUCGGGUCCAGCAUGUGGCGAUCGACCUCGAGCCCCUCUUCGCCUCCUUCGUGGACAAGGUUCCGCCCCGCUACAAGUUGACACCGGGGAGCUUACGUGGCGGUGGGGCAGCUACCCUCGCCUACUAUCUCCAGGAGGUGUCGGCCGAGCCGGGGCUCCCGAAGCUCUCUGCUCAGGGCGUGCGGCGAGCCGUGGCGUCGCGUCUCCAGGAUGCAGAGGCCAAACUCGACAAACUGGCGGAAGAGGAUCUUAGCGUCGACUUCCUCAUGCGUUGGUCAGAGCAGAUCAGCGCGGUGGGCCUGAAGGGUAUGCAGACACAGCGGCACUCGAAGGAGUUAUCGGAGCGGAUUGAGGCCGCCCUGAAAACGGAGGCUACGAGAUACCGGAACCUGGCGCAAGCUGCAUAUGCUGAGAUCGCUGCUGACCGGGAAGCAGACGAGUCCCUGAAACGGGCGCACGAAGCUCGUAAGCGAGAAGAGGCUCGCGAGGCGAAACGUAAGCAGGAAUUGGAUGAGAAGAUCCGACGCGAGCAGGAGAAGGCAUUACGAGAGAAGGAGAAGCUCGUCCCACUGAAGCUGCGAAUGGCUGGACUCAGGGCAGACACCAUCGAGGACAAGGUGAAGUUCGGACACCUGGCAGAGCAGAAGGUGGCCAAGGCAUUGGACCUCAAGGGUUCGCAGGCUGGCAGAGCUGAGGGCCAUGCCGAAGUGAAGCAGGACUCAAUAACUACCACGCUGGGAGCAAUGGAGGCAGUUGCUGUAAGCAUCGCGCUUCCUUCUGGAGAAGUGGUUGCGGAGCUGUCGGUGAACCCGCAGAAGCCGGUUUUGCAGUUGAAGACCCAAAUCGCAGGUCUUGAAGGGACGCCGGUGGGCAACCAGAUCUUGCUCCUGAACGAUAAGCAGGUCGAGGAUGGUGAUACUCUGGCAAGCUUCGACAUCACCUCGUCAGCGACCUUCGUUCUGCUACGGCGUGCUCCGCUGCUGUCUGGAGCCAUCAAUCGUGAAGAGCUGGAGCAUCUCUUGCAGGACAACCUCGCUCUUCAGCAGGCCAUCGAUGCUUACAGCAAUGACCUGCAGUACCUGCCCUCAGACAUUGCAGCAAUAUCUCAGCAGGUGGUGGAGGGCCUUACCGCAAGUGGGUCAGUUCCAGAAAUGCCGGAUGGCUUGGAUGACCAGUGGCAGGAGCUUCUGGCUUGCUCAGGCAAAGCUCGACAGAUCGCAUUUUCAAGGGCUCUCCGUGUCCAGCUCGAGAAGAUUUCCUCGAGCCUUCCUGGUUUGUCGGGACCGGAACCUCAUCCACGGGACAUGCGGGACCAUGCCCACUCUGUUCCUGUUGCUGCGCCAACAGGGCAGGCGGGUAAAAAAGAUCCAAGCUGCUACACACAGAGAUUGCAACCUGAGAGCCACCCUGCACCAGUUCAUGAAGGAGGCGAGCCUACUCCUGAAGCAGAUGCCGCUUUGCGGCAUGUGGACCUGCCACAGCGAGCCAACAAGUCCACCGGACCCUGGAGAGGGGCAGGGCAGGAGCUGAAAGAAUUCCUUCAUCGGCAAUGGUCUCUUUGUGAGGGCCAAGAUGUCGGCUCGUUUUGCUCGAGAGUACAGCUGCUGGGCUUCGCGAGCAUACCAGCGCAUGGCAGGAUGGAUGACACAGCCUUGACGCCGGGUGGCUUGUCUCCACGUUUUGCGGCACUCCUGGAAGAGCUGGCAGCCGUGCACCUCGAAGAGGUGGCACGGCUCCGACUAGAAGCCGGCCAAACACAACCGCCACGAAUUCCCGCUCCGUCUUCGAUCUCUCCACCGGUUCAGGCCAUUGGCCGCUGUGACUCCCGAAUCCGCGAUGAAGAGCUGCGGGCGACUGUCUCUAGCGGCCUGGGCGCCGUUGUGGGCGUUGAAAGCCAAGGUGCCCAGGCAUCUGCAUCGCUGCGUUCCAUGCAGUCGACGCAGUCGGUUGAUUUGUCGGGGUUGCAGCUGGAGAGUGAAUCUGAUACCAGCAGUGAUCCGCAUUUUGACACUGGCAUCGAUCGUGUUCGGGCAUUUUUCUUGAGCAGCACUUUUGAGAUGUUGAUUGCCGCGCUGCUUUUUGUGAAUGUGUGUUUCAUGGCUGCUCAGCUACAAUACCUUGGCCUGAGAAUUGGCCACAGCAUUGGAUACCCCCGAUACGAUGUCGCGGCGGAAGAGGCAUGGCCGAAUUCCGACCAAAUCUUCCUCGUUGGUGACGUGAGUUUUGCAUCUGUGUUUACGAUCGAAAUGCUGACUCGCAUGUAUUACUUGCGAAUGACCUUCUGGAAGUACGCGCUUAACUGGGUUGACUUCCUUGUCGUGUGCAGCUCGUGGCUGGAGUUGUUUGCAGCUGCGCUUCUUCCGAUAAGUCCUACAUUUCUUCGACUGUUGCGGCUUGGGAAGUUGCUCCGAGCCAUUCGAGUGGUGAGAAUGUCUGCAGUGCUGGAAUCAUUGCAGCUGCUGCUGAAGUGCAUAUCUGCAAGCGUUCGUAUCCUGUUCUGGUCUUUGUUCCUGUUGAUGAUCAUUCAGAUUAGUGCAGGAAUGACGAUCAGCUACAUGGUGAGUGAGUUCAUGGUCGACCAGAAUGCUCCGAUGGAAGCGAGAUUUGCUGUUUUUCGCUACUACGGAAGCUUCUCGGCAACCCUUCUGACGAUGUUCGAGGUACUUUUUGCAAACUGGGCACCACCGUGUCGGAUCCUGAUCGAUCACGUGAGCGAGUGGUAUGCCUUGGUGUUCAUCAUCUACCGUUGCUUUGUUGGAUUUGCUGUGCUCAACGUCGUGAAUGCAGUCUUUGUCCAAAGCACCAUGAAGGUUGCUGCAGCAGACGAAGAGGUCAUGGCCAGGGAAAAGAGGAAGGCUGAGCUGGCCUUCCAGCGCAAAGUCUCGGCAUUGUUUAGGCAGGCCGACAUAUCUGGCGACGGCAAGAUCGACGUGAAAGAGUUCAAGAGGCUUCUGAAAGCUCCGAAGCUCCAGCUGUGGUUGAGCCAGUUGGAAAUUGAGACCACGGAUUUGUGGGGCCUCUUCCAGAUGCUGGACACAGGCGAAGGAGAGAUUUCCUUGGAGGAGUUUGAAGCUGGCACAAUGCGAAUCAAGGGAAUGGCGCGCAGCUUCGAUCUAGCCCAAGUGCACCGAUUGGUGGAGAGGCUAAGCCUGAGGAUUGAUGAGAUUGCCAGGAUCACCAAUAAUCAGCAACAACAACAAUUCUCCAGGCAGCUGCCGCCGGAAGGGCUCAAGCCAGCUAUGCAGCCUCCGCCACCGGGACCUGCUCCGCCCGGACCACCGGGACCGCCGGGAGCGCCGGGAGCACCACGACCGCCGGGGCUGCUGGGACCGCCUCGGCCGUCUUCAGCACCAGCUCCAGCGGCCCCUCCGCAGGGAGCACCGGCCCUGCAUCGGGGCAUUUCAGCUGUGAGCCCCGACACCCUGCGUGCGGAGGGAGAGGUCCUCCAGCAGCGGAUCAAUGAAGUCUUGGCUGCACGAAGUCGUGGCGGCAGGUCGGACUUGGAAGAAAAAGUUCGGAAUGAACAGCUCCAAAAGAAGGAGGAGCUGGUCGCUAGUCUGCAGCAGCAACUGCAGGCCGAAACAGACAGGCAAGAGCAGGAGACGCUCGGAUAUCGAGCCCAGAUUCAAGACUAUGAGUCGCAGAGAGCGGCACUCAAGCUUCAGAUCCAGCAGGCCAAGGCUAACUUCGAGACUUCUGACACGGGGAAGCUGCAAGAGGAGGUCAUCCGUGCAGAGGAGAGGUCCCGGCAGCUGGAGGCGCAGCUGAGGCGGCUGGAGGCCAACUCUUUCCUUUCCAAGGUCGAUGACAGACGGGAGGCCAACAUGCGCAUCUCUGCACUGGAAGAGAUGCUUCGAGUGAGAGUGGCAGAGCAUCAGACACUGGUAGAUGAGAACGUGGCUCUUGAGCAGGGACGUGUUGCUGGCAUCCAAGCAAAGCAGCGGCUUCAGUCAAAGUGUUUGGAUUUGAAGCAGCGGAAUGAGCAGCUACAGGUCGAGAUCGAGUCACAGACUGCAGAGAUGCAGAGGGUGGAGCGUGAGAUGCAGCUGAUGCGUGAGCGGCUGCCGCCCGGCAAUCAGGAGGCUCUGGAGGCAGCGCUGUCGCAAAUGGUCGGGGGAGGUGCCGCUUUUGCGAGGCUCGAGCGUUUUCCUGACGCGGUGCCCUCGAAGAGUGAUCUGAUCGCAGCGGAGUCCAUGGAGUCCGUUGUGGAGAGAUUGGGCCGAGAGCAGGAGGAUCUCCGGAGGCACAUAUCUUUGCUGCGCGAGGAGCUCGAGCGGGAGGCUGCCAUCUCGCAGAACCUCAAAAACCUUCAGGCACAAGAGCUUGAGGAGGCCCGGAGCAAGUCGAAGACCCUGCUUCGGGAUCAGGAGAAGUUGGCAAGGAUUGCAGCAGCACACUUGCAAAGCAUUCGGGAUCUGCAGCGUCGUAUUGCCGGCUUUGAGGACAUUGCCCUUCCCGGCCAAAGGCCGGAUGAUGCUCUGAGUGUGUCGGGCUUCUCGGAUGUAUCAGACUUGGAGGACUGUGACAAUGCUCUGGAUGUCUUUGUGGGCAUCGGUGCCAUGGACGUCUCGGCGGCUCAGCGGUUGCAGGAAACCCUGCAAACUGCCGCCACUGGGGCACCGCCACCACCAUCGGGGAUGCCUGCGGCGGAAGAGCUCCGAACCCUUGUUAGCGUUGAGUUCCUGGGCUUCGAUGUUGGCUUCUCAGCAGUGGCUGCAGGCUUGCAGCCUGUUUACGAUUCUUUGGUAACCUUCGGUCCCUUCAACGUCACUGAUGAUGUUCUGGAGCACCUUUCCACGGCAAAGCUUGGGGUUGAGAUCCAUGGGUCGUUGCCAGGCACAAGCCAGCAACUCGUGCUUGGGCGUGGUGAAUUACCAAUGUCUGGGCUUCUCCAGUAUGGAAUGCAAGCAACUCGAAAUCCUGUUGCGGGUGGCGUCGUUGCCCUGAAAGAUGUUUCCGAUCCGGACAUCGUUGUGGCACAGCUGCGUGUUAAGCUGCGAAUGCGCUACUCUAUGGAAGAACUGGCAGAAGACUUCAAGACUAAAGCCAAAAUUCGACAAAUGGUCGGGACCUCUUGGGGUGCCAUCCCGACGCCUCACUGGUUGAAGGUUCAGGAGGUCUUUGAAGAUAUGCUGCUCUUGCAGACGGAAGUCAAUGUGAUCCACUGUUCUGCUGCGAUCUCAGCGUUGUCUGCGCAAUGGCCCUUGGCAUUAAUUUUCCUCGAGCUGGCCGGAGCCCUUGCAUCGGCCCAGGGCGAUGUUGACAGCGUCAGCUUUAAUGCCAUGCUGGGUGUGUACGCCAAGAACUCGAUGUGGCAGGCGGCCCUGGCGGCCCUGGACUUGUGCAAGGAAGAAAACGUUGACGUCGACGUCGUCGGAUUCAGCACAGCCAUGCGUGCGUCUGAGCAGGCUAGCUGCUGGAUCGUUGCAUUGGCAAUCCUCGAAGAGAUGUUCGCUUCAGUGACGCGACCCAACGCAGUCACCUACGGCACGCUCGUCAGUGCCUGUGGCAAGGCCGCAGAGUGGGCUGCAGCAUUUGCAUGCUUGGACAUACAAAGGAGAUCUGCUGAGCCCAACCUAAUCACCUUGAAUGCAGCGAUUACAUCUUGUGACAGAGGCUUGCAGUGGCAAGCGGCCUUGGACUUUACAUCAUGGCUUGGCAGCCACUCUGCCAAGCCAGAUGAUGUUACCCGCCGAGCUUCCAUGAGUGCAUGCCAGAAGGUUGGUCGAUGGUCCCACAUCCUUUCCUUGCGACAACGAGGAGUUGAAGAAGGUUUCAAACUUGGGGAGAUUGGCUGUCGCUCGGCCAUCGAUGCUUGCAGCGCCUAUUCGUGGCGAUUGGCAUUGGGGCUCUUUGCUGGCUCGUUCGCCGCGAGGCUUCACGGGCUUCAUGUGUCUGGUGCUUCCGGUCUAGAGCACUCAGUGCACUUGGGUACAUCCAUGGCGUUGAGUGCCCUUAUCUCGGAUCAGUUGCCAUGGCGGACGGUUGUGGACUUGCUGCAAAGUCUGUGCCGCAGUGCCGUCCGGCUGAACGACGUCUGUGUCAACUCGGGGGUGAGUGCCUAUGCACCGCACCGUUGGGACGUAGCCUUGCAAGUGGUCCGAGAGCAGAAGUUCAACAGUUUCAAUUGGAAUGCUGUUAUUGCGGCAUGCCAGAAAGCCAACCAGUGGCAGCGCGGCUGCUGGAUGCUUCUUGUGCCAGGGAUUGAUGUGGUCGGCUUCAACGCAGCCUUGCAAGAUGUGGAGAAGUGGCGUCAAUCCCUAUGGAUCUUCGGUGAGCUGUCCCUGCGCAGCCUCCAGAAAACUGCCAUCAGUGUUAAUUCCUUGGUGGCUACUUGUGAGACGGCCCGACAGUGGGCUCUGGCGCUGCUUGCUCUGAGCCUGCGAGAGAACAUGGAGCUGACAGCCGUGUCAUGCAAUGCUGCCCUCAGUGCCUGCGAAAAGAGCAGCUUUUGGGAACACUCCUUGCUGUUGCUCUCGAGUUCACAGGUCUGGCUGUCCCCAGACGUUUUCAGCUUCAGCGGUGCGAUCAGCGCCUGCGAGAAGGUCUCAACUUGGCAGACGGCCCUCCACCUCCUGUCCGGCAGCGCCCAGUGUCGUGUGCGCGGCAAUGUGAUAUGCGCCAAUGCAGCGACCAGUGCUUGUGUCGCUCGGGAAGGAGCAGGGCAGUGGCAGUUGGCUCUUCUGAGCUUUUGUGGUCUUCGGCAUCAAGCCUUCGAGCCGGACCUUCUAAGCCACAGUGCAGCCAUGAGUGCCAUGGAAAAGGCAGGUAGAUGGCAGCUGCCGACCUUGAUCCUGCGGGUGACUAGGAGAUGCCCUGUCGCGGUGUGCAAGCAGACGUCAUAUGUUGUCAAGUGGCUUGGAAGGGCCAGGGAGGUCUUGAGUCUUACGUUACGCCCGAUCCUGGCCGCCAUGGCCCUGGAGGCCUUAGGCGGCCAGCAUUGGACUUGGGCAGAGCUCGGCAUCUUUUGUGCUGGCGAACCAGUGUUUGAGUCGGUGCUCCUUCAAUACCCUGUCGCGCGCAAGAAGUGGGCGACCAGACCAGGAAACCAGCGGGCUUCUGGGGGGGGGGGGGACGGCUUGCUGAUUUUGUCGCACAACUUGAACUCCCUUCCCGAGCCGCGCUACUCAUGUUUCUUCGGGCUGAUGCUCCUGCUGCCCCUCGUGGUAGCGCUCAGAGAGGAAUUCAUAGCGAACCGUCUUCGUGGCCGGUAUGCCCGAAGCGCGUUUGCAGGACAGCUUGGGCAGAGACGGCCUCUUCGGUCCCUCCACAGGGCUCUGGGAACAGGCAGCUGUGCUCGUUGGUGGUGGUGCGGUGGUGCUGGAGAUGAGAGUGAAGCGGAAAUCAUGGUCUUCGUGCCGAUUCCUGCUGAUGCCGCAGUCGACGACGUUGUCGUGAAUAUCAGGCAGACAUCCUUGACAAUCGGCAUCAGAGGUGAGACGCCCGUGCUGGACGGUCCUUUGUGGAAGGGCAUCAAGGCAGACGAGUCUGGAUGGGUUAUUGAUCAAGAACAUGGGCAGCGCUGCGUCAUCGCGACGCUGAUUAAGAGAGAUGUCUGGAUUGACUAUGACUAUCUUCUAAAGUCUCACGCUGAGGCAGCAGGGGAUUCGGCUCACAGAAUUGUACAGAUCCAAAUUCAAACCCAGCCCUGGAGUCCGCGGUGCAUUCUUGCAAGAUGUCCCGUGGAAGCAACCACUGAACCUACUCGAGACCUUGAGCGUUGCAGGCAUGCAGUGAGAUCGGACUUGAUGAAGAUCUGGCUGCUAUCGUCACUGACGGCGGCGUCGGCAGUGGCGUCCUGCCUCCGACAGACGGGCCCGCUGCUGGUGCAAGUGGCCGUGAGAAACUUCACUGACGUACCACACACCGGGCUCGAUGCCAGAAGCCCCGCAGGUUUUCCGGGCUCCGGGCUUGAGGCGAUCCAACCACCGCUGGCCUUGGACGAUCGUGGUCGGGUGUCAACGUUGCCCUGCCUCCGGGUGAUGGAGCUGAACCAGUCUUUUGAUAUGAAUGCCCGAUGUCCCGCCGAGUGUCCUUACAGUUCUUUAGCACCAGAUCUGGGCUUCUGCAGUGCUGCAUGCGUGCGCCCCUCAAGCUGUGCUGCUUUCAAUCCGGACGCACCGGUGGAAGAUGCCAGCCGCGGCAUUUGCCGCGGUGCACAAGUGGACGGUUGCUUUCAGCCCAGCUUGGAUGGCACAGACAGAUGCAUCACCUGCGGAGCUUGGUAUGACCUCAGCCCCGACGGGCAGUGCAGAGCUCGCUACAUGUGGGCCGCCUGGACUGGCUUGUGUCUAGUUGCUGCCCUAGCCUGUGUUUUGGUCGCUUAUGUGGUGGAUCUUAACCUGCGUGCCAGCGUGAACCCUUCGGGUCUGGCAUGCGGCCUUCAGAGCAGAUCAAUGCAGAAGUACCGCUCUGGCCCUCAACGAGACUUGUGGCCCUUGACCACGAACCUUUGUGUGACACCUGUUGGGGGUCCUGGCCUGUUGCUCUACUUCAACUUCCUGGCAGCAGUGAUCGUUUGGUCUGCAGCUAUUGGGUUUGGAUGGCUGAUCAUGGCAUACGUCGUAGACGUAGACUUGUUGAUAUUGGGGCGGAAGGAGUACGGCACCCCGUACAGGAACUGUGUCUUGGUUGCCUGGGGCUUUGCGACGCAGCAGAGGCUCAUGUGGGCCAAACUGAGCUUCUUGCUUGGUGUUUACAUCGUGACCUUCUUUGCUUGCUUGUUGCAUGGAGUUCGCCAGCGGCGCUUGUUCCAGCAGAGCGAUGUGAAGGACACAAUGAAGGCUUUCGCAGUGCUGAUGAAAGGCUUGCCGGAGAUCCGUGCAUCAGAGGCGCAAGUUGAAGCUGAACUAUCUGACUUGGUCAGUUCUCUGGCCGGACAGCCAGUCGUGGGAGUUUCACCAGCAUUGCCGGUCUCAAUCUCCCCGAGUUCUCCGAGUGCUGCCCCUUUGUCUCUGGAUGAGUUGGAGGAGCUUGCCCAACUGCAUGCAGCAUCCGAUGGCGAUGCCUGGCUGAUGUUGGUGGGCGGCGAGCACGGAGGCAGGAUGCGACCUGACUAUGAAGGCACGCGGCCUGGUCCGUACCUUGCUGGACACUGCUCGCUUCAAUGGGUAGGGCAAGUGUAUUCCAGAUUGCUGCCUUUUUUUGGCAAAGAUCGUGUAGUGGUAAUUGCCCAGCUGCAAGAAACGCUGCGGUGGCUGGCAGAAGCCAGCCGCAACACAGAAACAGCAGAAAAACUUGCGGGACGUUCAUCGCUUUUGCCCAUGCUGCAACAGCAGCUUAUCGAAACCACAGAGUCUUGCCGGCAACUCUUGUCCAAUGGUGGUGCUGACUACGAUGGCCCAGACGUCAACCCGGCAACCGUCUUGCGUGUUUUGAGGGGCGAUGUUGGGGAUGCCUCAGUGCCUGUUGUGCCCAAGCGCGGAGUGAAGUCUCUGCUGCUGAUUCUGAUCAGCCACGGUCACGCUCACCCCGCGGGACCGGAUACAAAGCACCACGAAUGGUACAUGCACCUACCGUACCCAGUUCCUGAUAGCGAGGCCUCGCUAUACGACGUGGUUUCUCAUGAGGGCUUCCGGGAUGUGGAUCCUCAUCCAGACUGGGACUGGGGAGCUCCGAAGCACCGCUGGCGCUUGUAUUCUCAGAUGCUGUUCCAAGCUUAUCAUGCCGUUCUGGAGCAGUCGCCGCAAAGACGGCUUGUGGUCUUCCACCAGUUCUGCUUGUCGGGGGGUGCUGUGGAGUUCAUGCGCCGUCCGAGCUACCGCCGCUACUUCGGAACCCGCUUCUGGCCCGUCUUCUGCGUAUUUACCGCAGGAUGCUUUGAGCCCGCCCUGGGGAGUUUCGUGGGGAUCUGGAGCGAGGAGCUGCAGCGAGCGUUGCAGUCCGGAGGCUUUCAGAGCUUGCAGGAGCUUCAGAGCUUUGCAGAGAAGCGGUAUUGGGAGGACAACUCGGGUCUCAAGAAGGAGAACGACCGUAUCCUUGCCUUGCGUGAGGACGGAAGCGACCAUCUUGAUGCGGUUGACGGAACUAUGGGCUCUGUGGGUUGCGAAUCGGGGUUUGACGGCAAGUCUGGACAAGACAUGGCGGCGUUGUCCAUCUCUGUGUGCUGGAACUUCAGCAGCCAACAGGAGCAGGUGAAAGCUUUGCUGGACAAGAGCCUUCCAAGCCAAGCGACAGCGACAGCGGGCCCGAGCCAGGAGAUGGAGAGUGGCGGUCUACGAAGGGCCUUUCUCUGGGCCGAGAAGAUCUUCCUGAAGCGUUUGGAGGAGGAAGUGCAGACGGACUCCGUGCAGCAGCUGUUGCAGAAGGUGCCGUCAAGUGCAGAGGCCUUCGUCGUUUUUGAGACACGCUCGUCUCGUGACAUCGCUCUUGCGGCACUGCCGGAGACUGUCCAAUUCAGAGGCUCUUCUCUCAGUUUUUCCGUCUUGGUCUCAGCCGCGCCGCAUGAGCAACAAACACAAGACAGCGAGAUGCAGUUUCGCAACCAGGAGUUCUCAAAGUCGGUCCUUGCUUAG
Messenger RNA from Symbiodinium necroappetens, 11240 nucleotides. Lineage: Eukaryota; Dinophyceae; Suessiales; Symbiodiniaceae. The record is from the annotation of a GenBank genome assembly.